AUGCCUAAGACCGUCAACCCGCUAUUGAGGCGGAAGUCUUCAUCUCCCUUCACGACCGCGCAACGUACGAAGCCUGGAUCACGAAAGAGCAGCUUGAAGGACGAUGCUACAGAGCGCCUUGACGACGUUGGAGGAAGGAGACCAUCGCUAGCCUCCGCCAACACACCACAGGAUGUUGUCAAGCUCAUUCGUUACAUACGAGACGCCUCGUUCGAAGAUGUGCCGGAUCGGGCGGCAGGCAUGAACAGCGAGCAGAUAUCGGCAACGUUGCGAUUCAGAGCUUCCCUACCGCCUGUGGUCAGCGUUGCGCACCUUCAUGCUCUUAGCGUGUCUACCACAAACACCGAGCGAGAGCUGGCCCGCUUGAUAGCAAUGGGUAAAAUCCGCAAAGUCAUUAUUCCCGGACGAGGCAAGGGGGGGUCAGCUGUAGGCGAAGGCGUAGCAGUGGUUGAAGACUGGGAGAGCAGGCUCCAGGAGGAAUCAGCGCUGGAAGACGAAGUCAAGCACAAAUACAUGGCUCUCAUGGCCACCCACCCAGCAUCUCCCACUGCACCUGUCACUUCACUCACAGAUGCUGAGGUGCGAAGCCUGGUCACAGCCGGCUACCUAACAAAUCCAGCAGCCAUAACAUCCAGCCUCAGCGACCUCUUCGCACGGCCCUCCGGGGCACCAUCCGGCUCCAUCUCCCAGGCGGGCUUCAAAUCCGCCACAGGCUCCCUGGCGGCGGUAGGCGGCUACGGCGCGAUCCAAGACAGCGGCGGAGGCGGCAGCAUGCUCGCCACAAAAGACACCCGACCCUCCAAUCUCAAGGCCCAACGCGAAAUGACCUUCAGCCUACCCAACACCGGAGCAUACCUCAAGCUUCUGACCGAAGCUCGUCUGCAUCUCUUGUUCCUGCUAAAGCAGUUGAGUCCGAGGUACAAGGAGGCCACGAAGGCGUUCCUGGAGGAGAAGUGGAAUGGCAAUGUACCGAAUGAUGCGAUCAGCCAGCAGAAGAGGAUGCGGGGGGAGUGGAGUGGGGUACUGCCGGGGAAGACGAAGAGGUGGAGGGAGUUUUAUGGGGUGGAGUUUGAAUGGGUGCUGGCGGAGUGUGUGGGGAGUGGGUUGGUGGAGUUGUUUGAGACGGGGAGUGUUGGGGUGGGUGUGAGGGCGAUAUGA
This is a messenger RNA of Fulvia fulva, 1158 nucleotides long. RefSeq lists its product as uncharacterized. Lineage: Eukaryota; Fungi; Ascomycota; Dothideomycetes; Mycosphaerellales; Mycosphaerellaceae. Gene Ontology annotation, molecular function: protein serine/threonine kinase activity. The transcript has a single exon. Bases 1 to 1158 code for a protein of 385 amino acids. Gene Ontology annotation, biological process: protein phosphorylation; positive regulation of Ras protein signal transduction. The record is from RefSeq and is a predicted model, not a curated record.